AUGGCGAAUAACACAACUAAUAACGGCUCGUUGGGAGUCCUUCUCUCCCCGCAAACGCCCCGAGAGAAGGGCAUACCGCUCAUCGCCAUGGCGAGCUCAUGGGCCGCGCUAGGACUUAUUUCAGCGACUUUUAAUUUAAUGGUAUGUUUGGCGGUGUACAAGGUAAAGAAACUACGCACUGUGACGAACUGUUUUGUAGUCAGUCUAAGCAUGGCGGAUCUUUUGGUCUCGGUAGUAUUCGUACCAGUUUACAUAAUCGAUCAUUAUGCCAAGACGAUCAUAUCAGGCUACUUAAUUGCAUUCAUGUUACUAGCGUCUAUAUUCAGUCUCGCAGCCGUUACCUACGAGCGCUACAUCGCCCUGACUAAGCCCUUUGGAUAUCGCAUGCUAAUGAGCCGACGUAAGGUAUCGGUGAUUAUUGGAACCGCUUGGAUGUUACCGCUGGUUCUUGCGUUGUUACCGCUGGCGUGGAAUACCAACGUGCAAAGUGUUUAUCACGAAGUUUACAAGAUCUCCCUGGUAGUGGUGUUCAUUUUGAUUCCGUGUAUAGUGAUGAUAUGGGUAUAUGUGCGACUACUCUGUGUCGUAAGACAUCACGUUCAUCGAAACCGUAAACGAGCAAGUGCAGGGAACAAAACAGGGAACCGUGUCGGACGGGAGGAGAAGGCGGCGCGCGUCUUCGCGCUUGUAUUUGCCAUGUUCUUGCUAUGCUGGGGGCCUAUUAUUUACAUCAACAUUUGUGAGGUCUUUGGAGCUGCUAAAAUUAUUACGACAGAACUUAUCUACGCCUCAUUUUAUACACUUCUUGCAAAUAGCAUAGUAGAUCCUGUAAUUUAUGCAUUUUUCAAGCGCGAUUUUAUUAGCGCUCGGAGACAGAUGAGACACUUGUCAUGGUGGUGUGUUGGGGGAGUAGCGGAAUAUGAUCAUACGAAUACAUCCGGGGAACAACAAGCGUUACACAGGCUGGUAUCGGCAAGACAUAGUAAUAGAUCACGCUCUAAGUCUCUCCCUGGUUUCUAAGUUUUAGAAGUUACGAGUAUAGCACAUGGCACAUAACACAUAGCACGGACUUGUAUCUGCAAGACAUAGUGUACUUAUCAAGGUCAAACUUCAUCGCUAGUGAGUAAGGCUAAGUCUUAGAAGGUACGAGUCCAGCAUAGCAAAGACCUUUGUCAGCAAGCCAUACUCCCUGACAAGGUCAAAGUCCACCCUGGUAUCUAAGUAUUAACAAACAAUUCUACACUCGUCAGUGAAGGCCUGGGAACGAAUUAGCAUGGAGUGGGAACAGCGCGGUUCAUUGCUGGUCAGCGGUUAGUACCAUGUGACAAGUAUAUCGAAUUUUCAACAUUUAAAGUUAUUUAUAAAUGACGUAAUAGGAAGUAACUCCGAAGGAGAGCACCACUCUCCCAAAAGUCUACUCUGGUUGGUCCAUUUCUUUGGCCUUCGCGCCAAACAUAGUGUUAUUAUUAUUGUUAAAGAGACGUAAAGCUUGGGCCGCCUUUGGUUUAGCUCCUUGCGCGAAUAGCUUUGAUCUUCAAUGGAAAUUUGCGCGCGCACUACAUCAUCCCAAAAAAGUUUCAGAUUCCAGAAUGACAAAAGACUAUAACCAAAUUGCAGUGUAUAUGUGAUCUGUAUACGAGUACAAGUAUACAGAUUUAACUUUACUUUAAAACAAGUAUUCAGAUUUAACUUUACUUUAAAACAAGUAUUCAGAUUCAACUUUAUAAGUAUAAACAUUUAACUUUACUUCGCCCCCCCCACACACACACACUCCACAAUGUUUUCAAAACUUUAAAAAAAAAUUAAUGUUUCUGAUCAUAUAUCUAUACGCUAAGAAAAAAGUGUGUGGCAUCUCUCACGGAGAAAAGAAGCAACUAGAAAACUCAAGAACCAUACGAAUGACAAUCCCUAGGUAAAAGGGGGUAUCGGGAACGGUUUCCACUUAUCAUAAGGCAAAGAGAAGCUGCAAUCACGGAAAUUAGGAUUCUUUGUCCAGCGAUUUCUUAAUAAAAUACACAAAAAUACAUCCCCAAU
This is a messenger RNA of Nematostella vectensis (starlet sea anemone), 2034 nucleotides long. RefSeq names its product octopamine receptor 1. The transcript has a single exon. The record is from RefSeq and is a predicted model, not a curated record. Lineage: Eukaryota; Metazoa; Cnidaria; Anthozoa; Actiniaria; Edwardsiidae. Gene Ontology annotation, biological process: adenylate cyclase-activating adrenergic receptor signaling pathway. Gene Ontology annotation, molecular function: G protein-coupled receptor activity. Gene Ontology annotation, cellular component: membrane. Bases 1 to 1020 code for a protein of 339 amino acids.